Messenger RNA from Petromyzon marinus (sea lamprey), 11404 nucleotides. It is a transcript of the gene UNC79, whose product is annotated as unc-79 subunit of NALCN channel complex. The record is from RefSeq and is a predicted model, not a curated record. NCBI's taxonomy places the organism in Eukaryota, Metazoa, Chordata, Hyperoartia, Petromyzontiformes, Petromyzontidae. Gene Ontology annotation, molecular function: protein binding.
CCCUUUAUUAAACGACUACUGGACAAAAAAAAUCACUCCUUGGGGGUCGUUUGACUAUGCUUCACCACUCUGGUGAAUUGGGAUUGGUGACAUAGGGAUAGGUUCAGAGAUCACUGGCCAAUGAUGUUACCAGUGGCAGGGAAUCAAACUCAGGUGGCGGGGUGCAUCGCGCAGUGCGCUUAACCACCUCAAGGUUAUUGUGUCACGAUGCGUGCGUUGGUGCUGCUAUUAUUAAUACGGGCCUCCAUCACCACCCUCAUCACCAUCACCACCGUCACCAUGGCAACAGUAACCCCAGCGGGCCGCGCUGCGCGUGCGUGAUUCCCACACAUUCAAUUCCCUAGUUCGGAUAAGCAUCACCCGCUCCGCACGGAGUCUGCGCGGCGGAGCCUGGCGCUGAACGCGAUUGGUCGGACAAGCAAGACGGACGGGAGUCCGCCACCAAUGAGGGAGCCGCUGUUGCGCAUAGGCGCUGGGAAAUAUAAAGCGGCGCUUGGAGGCGUCCAGGUCCUGAAUGCGGCCCCGGGGGGUCACCGGGUCACGGGGCUCGCCGCGGGCCACGGAGUGCGGCGUUUGCUGGACCGACCCCGCUCGCUCAUCGUUACCACCGUUAACAGCAGCAACAGUGCAACGAUUCGACGUAAUUUAAGUGGACAACCCUUAAACAGAUAGUCUUACACUGAUAACAUUUAAUAUAUUUUUUUAUACAAACACAUUUGCACUGGCGUCCACCCACAACGCAAGCAUGUCUACAAAAGCUGAGCAAUUUGCAUCAAAGAUUCGUUACCUUCAAGAGUACCACAACCGAGUGACUCACAAUAUCUACCCUGUACCCACGGGAACAGACAUAGCAAAUACUCUAAAGUACUUCUCACAAACACUCUUAAGCAUUUUGGUUCACACGGGCACGGAGGGCGUGCGGGCUGCUCCCGCGCCUAGUCCCAGCCUUACGCUGCCCGUGCCCCUGUGCCUCUUUCCCAUGCCAUUUCCCACCACCCCACCCUCUGCCACCUCCCCUUCCUCCCCACUCCCUCCCACCCGCCCGAAACACCCGUCCGUGACUGAGUCCCUCCUUUGCAGCGUUCUGCGCGACGUCGCUUUCGACUGCGCCCAGCAGAGCCGUGAUGCGCGGCUGGCCGAGUACCCCUCCCUUGACUACCAGGGGCUCUAUGCCACCCUAGUCAGCCUCAUUGAUCUGGUGCCUAUGCUGCAGCAUGGUCAGUAUGAUCUUGGCCAGUCCAUAUUUUACACGAUGGCUUGCCUGGUUCCCUUUCUAAAUGACGACACGCUGAGUACUCUGCCCUACACCAUGGUUUCCACGUUGGCUACGUUCCCUGCUUUUCUGCACAAGGACAUCCUGGACUUCAUCAGCUCCACGUUCCUCCCUAUGGCCAUGCUGGGACCUUUCAAGAGGGAGGGCAUUCCUGCUUACGUGAAUGUGUCUGCUUCCUCCAUGCUAAUGAUAGCAAUGCAGUACACAAGCAAUCCAGUCUAUCACUGUCAACUGCUGGAAUGCCUUAUGAAGUAUAAACAAGAAGUAUGGAAGGACCUGCUGUAUGUAAUAGCGUAUGGCCCAGCUCAAGUCAAACCACCUGCUGUGCAGAUGCUUUUUCAUUAUUGGCCAAACUUGAAGCCACCUGGGGCCAUCAGUGAGUACAGGGGGCUGCAGUACACAGCUUGGAACCCUAUUCAUUGCCAGCAUACUGAAUGUCACAAUCCCAUCAACAAACCUGCAGUUAAGAUGUGCAUGGACCCCUCACUUGCUGUCACACGGGGGGACAAGCCCCCUCCGCUUUACCUGUGUGAAGACUGCUCCCAGAAGCUGCCCAGGGAGCAAUCUGCAUGGCUGUUUGACGUGUUGUUUCCUCAGGCUGAAAUAUCAGCUAUUUGUCAGAAGAAGAACUGCAGCUCACACGUGAAGCGUGCGGUGGUGACGUGCUUCUCCGAGGGCUGCUGCAAGCGCUUCGGCAACAAGCCAGUGCGCUUCUGCCGGCGCUGCCACCACAGCCACCACAGCGGGGAGGGGGCGGCCGGCGGGGAGCCCCACCUCUACCAGACGUCACCACCGCCCAUUAACACACGCGAGUGCGGCGCUGAGGAGCUUGUGUGCACCGUGGAGGCUGUCGUCAGCCUGCUGAAGGAGGUGGAGUUCCACGCGGAGCAGCGCGAGUACGAGAUGAACCACCGCAGGCAGGCGGGCGUCGCCUCUUCCCAGCACUCGCUCGACCACACGGAAACCGAGACCAAGGACGACCUUCGACAUGAUCAACGGCUACUCAGCCAGUUCGCCAUCUGGCUCCUGCUGAGCCUGUGCACCCCGAGCGAGAACACGCCCACCGAGAGCCUGUCGCGGCUUGUGAGCAUGGUGUUCCAGUGGUUCCACUCGACGGCCUACAUGGUGGAUGAUGAGGUGGGCAGCUUGGUGGAGAAGCUCAAGCCUCAGUUCGUCACCAAGUGGCUCAAGACGGUGUGCGAGACACGCUUCGACGUCAUGGUCAUGUGCCUGCUGCCCAAGCCCAUGGAGUUUGCCCGGGUGGGUGGCUACUGGGACAAGUCGUGCAGUGUGGUGAGCCAGCUGAAGGAGGGACUCACGCGCAUCUUGUCGCUCAUCCCCUACAACGUGGUGACGCAACCCGUGUGGGAGUGCAUCAUGCCCGAGUGGCUGGAGGCAAUCCGCACCGACGUCCCUGAGAGCCACAUCAAGGAGUUUCGCGAAGUGCUCAGCAAGAUGUUUGACAUCGAGCUGUGCCCAUUACCGUUCUCCAUGGAGGAGAUGUUCGGUUUCAUCAGCUGCAGGUUCACCGGUUACUCUGCCUCCACGCAAGAACAAGCCCUGCUCUGGCUGCACGUCCUGUCAGAAUUGGACAUCGUGGUGCCACUGCAGCUGCUCAUCGGCAUGUUCUGCGACGGAGUGCACUCUAUCCAGGAGUUGGCCAAUCAGCGCAAGGCUCGAGCCAAUGAGCUUGCAGGCAGCCUGGCUCAUCGCAGAGUGAGCGUGCUGUCAGACCCGGGAAGGAGAGGCCAGCUGAAUGCUCCGAGCCCCUUCCACAGUCCGUUCCGAAGCCCGUUCCGCAGUCCCUUCAGGAGCCCAUUCCGCAGCCCCGUGCGGACCCAGGGCCAGGCCACGGGCAAGACAGCUGACUACGAUACUGAUGACGAGGACCUCAACCUCUCCUGCUACAUCCUCAUGAUGGACCUCAUCCUCAAGCAGAUGGAGCUGCAGGACGAGGGCAUCGUGCUGGGCCUGGAGCACCAGCUACCGCGGGACAUCCUGUGCCUGCUGGACAGUGUGCUGCAGGCGCCAUGGGGAGGCACGCACACAUGCCGCGGAGAGGACCGCGCAGUGCCCGAGUGCUCGUUGUGCCAGGCUAGCGCCCUCUUCUACCAGCUCUCCUUCCAACUGCUCGAGCUCCUCCUGCCCAAUGAUGAGACAAUCCUUUCCGAGACCCCGGAAAGCCUGGAGGAGAGCCUCUUGCUGCGCACGCCCAAUUUAUCAGCCAGGGGCGAGGGAGAGGAGAAGCAGGAUGGCAGAAAAGGGGACCUGACAGAGAAUCCAUCAGCUGGUAAAACAGAACCGAAGGAGUCCGGACAAGAAAACAAGAAGAAAGGGGAGCUCAAGUUCAACCUGCAGCAGCUUCCUGUCACCCUUAAGCUCAUCUUCACUCUGCUGCAGGAAAUUAAAAAGUUUGAGGACCCAGACAUCCUGGUGAAUAUGUUCAACUGCCUGCGGGUGCUGUGCCUGCGCGGGGGCGUCCUGUACCAAGCCAAGAAUGCGCAUCCACAUUUCCUUGCCUACAUUCAGGAUUGCAUGCUUAUCCCAAGCCUGUGGCAGGUGAUGAAGACGGAGUUCUCGCAGCUUCCUGCGGUGGCGGCGCCGCUGCUGCUGCACACACUGUCCUUGCCGCACGGCGGCGACGUCUUCUGGGGUAUCAUUGAGCGCAGCUUCAACAGCAAGGAGUGGAAAGUGCGCUUCGAAGCAGUGGAGAAGGUGGCGGUGCUGUGCCGCUUUCUGGACGUGGCUGCAACAGCCAAAAGCCACACACUCAAGUAUUCGAUGGCGCAUGCCUUUUGCUGCUACCUGGCAGCCGUGGAGGACGUGAGUCCCGCUGUGAGCACCAGCGCUCAACUCCAGCUUGACACCAUCAAGCGCUCCGCCCUGCAGUGCCUGUGCGCAUGCAUGGACUUCCAGUUUGACACGGUGGUGAAGGACCGGCCCACCAUCCUCAGCAAGCUGCUGCUCCUGCAUAACGUGCGGCCGGACAUCCCCGCACUCAGCUGGGAGUUUUUUGUCAAUCGCUUCGACACGUUGUCACUCGAGGCUCAGCUCCACCUGGACUGCAACAAGGAGUUCCCCUUUCCCACCACCAUCUCGACGGUGCGAACGAACGUGGUGAACAUGAGCGACGCGGCUAUGUGGAAAAUCAAGCGUGCGCGCUUCGCCCGCAAUCGUCAGAAGAGUGUGCGCUCGCUUCGUGACAGCGUGAAGAAGCCGGCGGAGUCCAAGAGGACACACUCGCUGCCGGAAACCCUGACACACAGGCUCCCUUUACGGAUCACUCGCCAUCAGCAGUCCGCUCCAUCACUUGGGGAGAUGAUUAAGCAUGUUUUACCUGGUGGCAACCUGGCGGUGGGAGACGACAUCACCAUCUUGGACCCCCUCCCGGAAGACGCACGCAUCGACCAUCAGACCGUGCACCACCUCAUCACGGUGCUUACCAAGUUCAUGGCCAAGGAGCGCAGCACCUCGGAGACCGACGUGGCAUCCGCCAAGGCCUUCAACACCGUCAAGAGACACCUGCACGUGCUGCUGGGCUACGACCAGCAGGAGGGCUGCUUCAUGGUGGCUCCCACUAAGAUGCGCAGCAGCACCUGCUUUAAUGCCUUCAUGACCGGCAUUGCGCAGGUGCUCGACUGUAACAUCAGCCUGGGCCGGCAGCUGCUGCCACUCGUGCUGCAAGUGCUGAAGUAUGGUGCCUGCCCUCAGCUGCGCCACUACUUCCAGCAGCCGCCGCGCUGCUCGCUCUGGUCCCUGCAUCCGCACACGCGGCAGCUCUGGCUCCGUACUCUCAUAGUCAUCCUCUACAAGUACCCCUACAAGGAGCCGGACACAUGCAAGGUGGUGCUGCAGCUGAUCUAUGUGGUGGUGAACACGCUGGAUGCCCAGUACCACAGCUGCAAGCCGCACCCCACUGCAGGCCCCCUCUACAGCGACAACAGCAACACGAGCAAGUACAGCGACAAGGAGAAGAUGGAAGAAGACAGCGUGUUUGAUGAGUCUGAUGGUCACGAAACACCCACACGAGCAAAAGAGUCCCAAACAUUCCUGGCAAAGCUCAAGAAGAUGGGAGGAUUGAAGAAUACCAAAUAUCAGCAAGUUGAUAUGCUACCUCAACGGAAUUCAGACAUAGAGCUAUCACAAUACAAAGAUAAAUGUUCCCUGCACGACAUGCUAAAGUCUCAGUCAAGCCCCUCGCCAAAAACCCAGGAGGAGCUGCUUUCAGUGUCCAUCUCAGUGCCAUCCAUGAGUUCAUCCAGCAAGAGGCUCUUGCGGCCCAAGCACAGAUCCAUGGAGCACAGGAGCACAUACUCGGAGCCACUCCACCCAGCCCUGGUGGAGUGCCACAGGAGGUCCUUCUCCGCCAGUCCAGAUAUUGAAAGACGCUUCCUGCCAUCGUCCAAACACCACGACGCCAGCCAGAACUCCUCGCCCGACAGCCAGAUAUUUGUGUCUCACCACAGGGGAGGCGACGAGCACGUGACAGCGGCGGCCAAGGCGAAGCAGAUGACGAAAAGCAUCACGCCCGACAUCAGGCUCAGUUUUCUGGAUGUGCCGGAGGUGAAGCUCGAGGACAUUGAGGAGUUUGAAGCGGAGAACAGAAAGGAUGGCGAUCUGAUGAGCAUCUCGCCUGACAAGGCGGUCACGGCCGCUUUGGAAAAGCUGUCGAUGAUCACAAGCUCCGACAGCGAUUCGCUCACAUUUGAUCUUCUCCCGCCGUUGCAAAUCAUAGAGAGCGACGAUGAGAACGAGCCGGGAGAACGGAAGCCUUUGAAGGGUAUGGACGCCCAAGGUCAUGGCCCCAAGGUGACACCUGUGGUGACGGUGAACAUCGAGGACUGCACCGGAGAGGUUUCCAUCAGGGUGCCCGACAGCACCGCUUGGCUGCAGCCUCCGAGCGCGGCAGACUUUCCCGCGAUCCCAAGCGCGACGUCAGAGUGCCUCGAAAUCUUCAGCUGCGGCGCGGACAGCCCGGCUUCAACGAGCACGUCGGACAGGGACAACGGUGCCAGCGCGAAGCAGAAAACCAAGAGGGGCCCGCUCGAGAAGCACACGGCGGUGCAGGAGACCCCCCCCGACGAGAGCCCCGCCAACGGCAUCGACGGUGAGAGGGAGCGCACGCCGUCCUGCGCUGUCGCGGAAGAUGAUCGAGAGGCCGAAACGACCGAGGCAACCAUAGAAGAAGGUGACCUCAAGGAGGGUGAGGAAGAGGAGGGGGAAGAGGGAGAAUUCCGCAUUCAAAUUGUUCCCCGGCAGAAGAAGGAGCGGAAAAUCGCAGUCAGCGCCAUUCAGAGGGAAUACCUGGACAUGCCCUUCAGCAUGCCGCAGCAGUCCAUAGACAUCGACGAUGGAGAUGUUCCGGGCCCUGCUGUAGGUGGUCCCCCAACGCUGGAUUUGCCUCGGGAAAGUACCUCUGCACAGUCAUUUGGAACGGCUGCAUCAGCUGAAAGCAGUCAAUCUCAUUACAAGCCAAUGAAGCGUGCUUCUCUGGGCGUUCUGACACUGCAGCAGCCACUAAGGCAGCAGCUGGAACAGCAGGGAAACAGUCCGCAGCCCCUCGGGGCCUGGGAGGCAGGCACCAAGUACAGCCUGGUGUCAGCUGCCAGCAUCCCCAGCAUGUUUGUGCCGGUGCCAGAGGAGUUCACGGACGAGCAGCCGACCCUGGCAACGGACAGGUGCCACGACUGCGGUGCCAUUCUGGAGGAGUACGAUGAGGACACGCUGAGUUUGUCCAUCGUUACACUGUCCACCUUCAUCCACCUCAGCCCAGAGGUCGCCGCACCCCUGCUGCUCGAUAUGCUGCAGUCUGUCGGCAGGAUUGCAGCUGAUGCACUUUAUCCCUCUCAGAAUGAAAGACUGGCAUCCAGUGCGACGUAUCCAUGGCAAACAGAGAGUGUGGUGAUUCCGGGUAAUGCACCUGGCGUCGCCAAGCAGUUUCUGCGCUGCGUUUUCCACCAGCUCGCUCCGAAUGGCAUCCUGCCACAGCUCUUCCAAAGCAACAUCAAAGAUACAAACUUCCUAAGAACGCUCUCGUCAGCCCUGUCUGACUUUUCAGAACUCAGCUCGCUUGCUGCCCUGAACAUUCUCCUCGAGGGCCUCAAUGGCAAGAAAAACCUGCCGAUGGGCGGAGCAAUGCUCAGAUGCCUCGACAACUUGGCCACGUUCAUGGAGGCAUUGCCCAUGGAGUCACCCAGCAACCUGUGGGCUGGCAUCUGUAACCACUUCCAAACCUUUUUGCCCAAGUUAUCCUCAGUCCUGCCUGUCAAGUGCUGCCUGGACUCUUGCCUGCGGAUCAUGAUCAGUCUCCUUAAGAUCCCUGCAACCGUCGCCACACGGAGUCUGCUUGAACAGUUUUCUAAGCUGCUCAGUUUUGUGAUCCAAAACUCCAACUUUAAUCUGGCUUAUGUCAUGGAACUCUGCGCCCUUUGCUACAAGGGAUUUACAAAGGAGAGAGACAAGCUCUAUCUGACUCGGAGUGUCGUUCUUGAGCUGUUACAAGCACUGAAGUUCAAGUCCACCUUGCAGGACACAAACAUUCUCUACCUUGUUCAGUUCAUUUGCUCGGAUGUAGGCACGAGGUUGGCAAGCUCCUUGAUCCUCCAGAAAAAUAUCAUCAACAACUUACCAACAUGCCAGACGGCUGCCAUGGAGUGCGUCAGGCAGUACCUGAUGGACAUUCUGGACUUCAUCGCCGAUCUGCAUACACUAACCAAGCUCAGGACGCACAUGAAGGCAUGCGCCCAGAGCUUGCAUGAGGACACAUUUGGCGGCCAGCUCAAGGUGGGGCUGUCGCAGGUGGUGGCGAUGGAGAUAACUCGGGGAAAUCACCGUGAUAACAAGGCGGUUAUGCGCUGCCUGCCCUGGCUCUUCCACCCACCCUCCACCAUGCAGCAAGGACCCAAGGAGUUCAUAGAGUGUGUGUCACACAUUCGCCUGCUGUCGUGGCUGCUGCUUGGCUCGCUGAACCACCUGAGCGUGAGCUCCCCGAUGGCUCCGGCCUGUACCCCCAUCCCGCUCGACGCUGGGCCCCACGUGGCCGAUCACCUCCUCGUCAUUAUCAUGGGCUUCUCGGAGCACUCCAAGGCCUCGGUGGUCCACAUGUCGUCGCUGUUCCACGCGUUCGUGUUCGCUCAACUGUGGACAGUGUACUGCGAGCAGCUCGGUGGACCCGGCGGUGGGACGCCCACGCUCAACGAGGCCGGCUCGGCUGCGGCGCUCACUGCCAUGGAGUUCUGGAGCCGCGUCACUCCCGGCAUCCUGCAACUCAUGGCGCACAACCGCACCGUACGGCUGGUGGAGAUGGUGAGCCUGCACGUCAUCAGCCUCAUGGAGGCCUUGCAGGGCUGCAACUCCAGCAUUCUCGUCAAGCUUCUGCCCAUGUGGUUACCGAUGAUCAACUCCAACUCUAAGCACCUGUCGGGAGGCCUUCGGCUGAGGCUGCAAGCCGUCCAGAGCCGUGUGCGUUCUCCGGGCGUGGGGCUGGCCGGCCCGUCGCCCUGCCAGCCGGCCUCCGCGCCCUUCUCCAACGCAUUUGGUUGCAUGUCGGCCGAACGCGGGCCUCCCCACCUCCAGCAGUGGCUCCGAUGCACGCAGUUCAAGAUGGCGCAGGUGGAAAUGCAGUCGUCUGAGGCGGCGUCGCAGUUCUACCCACUGUGAUGUGCCAGUUCGGCAAGGGCAGCGGUAGCGGCCCGCUGCAAUUGAACGCUUUCCUGCACCCUGCCACCAACGUUCUGCCAGUCGGGCAUGCUGUGUAGGGUGAUUGUAAUAUUUUUUUUUUAUUUGUCUGCCAUUUCUGAAUUUUGAUUAAGUUUUUUUUUUUCGUCAAAUUUCAUCCUGAUCAUGCUUUCGGGGUAAUGAGAUUCAUCAUCAUGAGAUGAAGAAUCCAUUUGCAUCUCUGAAAAGCGUAAAAUGUUAUUCUAGAGAAUGACCCACGGAAGCAGAUAUUACAGAUAUUACGGAACUGCUUCUAAGAUCUGCUUCUAAAGUUUACCCCCAAAAUACUCAAUUGGCAUUAGACAGAACAACAACGCCUCGUACUGCAAAAUGUCUGCGGACUGUGAAAGAUAACACCUUCGCGAUAGCCGUGCGCUAUAAUCAUGGCACAAAUAUCAAAUGUCCAAAUUAUUUUAUUUGACGAUUUGAUUAUUAAAAACACUAUCAGGUGUUCGCAAUGUUGGUACCUUUCUAAUUACUGUCUCCGCACGCUUAUUGUACCACUGCGGACUGAACUGCUGUGUUAAUAAUAAGCGCUUGCACAGAUAACUAUUGUGUGCCAGGGAGCUGCUUGUGGUGCAAGACUUACGUACAACUGGAUCUUUGUGGAGAGGUCUGCAGAUGUUUUUGGCUCCUAGGGGUUUACAAUGUUUGUAGUGGGGUAGCUAUCGAGUGUGCAGGUGGUGCAAGUGCACUGGGGCCCGUGGGCUGGAUGGGGCUCUGGUACUGGGCCACGUUAAGGAAGGCAGGCAGCCCCCCCCCCCGUUUCAUUCCUUGCACCAGGGUCAAAGCCAAGCACUCCACACUACUGACUGUGAGUACCAUGCAGUGCUUUUUUCAAGGAUGCAAUUAGUGUCUGUAUUCAACUAUGCCUCUACAAUGUAGAAAAGGUACGUGGAAAGUAAAAUGUUGUUAAUCUCUUAAUGUGUCUGCAUUGAUUUUAAACCUCCUGGUAGCCGAUCGUGCUAUUGGCAAUGUCUGGAGCAUGCCAUUGUGAGUACUCUUAUGUGAUUUGAUGGCUAUCAAUGUGUUCUUAUUGGUGGAAGUUUUUAUUUUAGAAUUAAGAACAUCACACGUGCCGUAAUGUUUAUACAUCGUUUAAGCCGAUGUCACCAUUCAGAUGCUUUGUUUCUUCUAAAGAAAUACCAAAUAUAUAUUGAUGUUUAAAUGGCAAUUGUCGUUAAUCUACAUUCCUCUGUUUGACAUUAAAGUAAGCUGAACGUGUGCGUUUUACUUUUCUGCGUGUAUCAUUUGUCAUAGUUUUGGGCAAUGUACAAGCUGUCUGUGAAGGUAGAAUCCAUUCUUAAAGAAUCAUAAAUGGCAGUUGAAAGAGUUAGGAUGGAGUCUUUUUUUCAUUUACAGAUUUGAAUUUUUGCAUUUUAGGUAAGUGUUAAUGGGGUCCCCAAAGUGUUAAGUUCUCUGACUGUACUGUACUGAUGAGUCAUAACGAGGAUGAAACCAGCUAGGGUUAUUUCUUUGUGUCACUGCCUAUGGUGGAGGUGACCACAAAUUUUCAACUCUUUGAGUUCGUAGUUCAAACGACAAAGUGGCCACACAUUCAGUUUUGUUCAGUAAGUGGUCUGAUAAGGCUGAGAGCUCUUCUACAUGCACUGCACACCUUUAUUGUAAAAUCUGUUGGUUGCAUUGAGCGGCUGAAAUGUUGAAAAUGUAUUCAUAGUAGACUUACAGUCUUUAAACGGAAAGGCUUGAGUGAUCUUCAACUGCACAUAACUGAAGCUCUUGAAACCAUCGCGUCUGAGAUGCUAGCGAACACCUGGGAUUGAUUAUAAUCUCUCACGUCUCGAUACAACGCGCGUCGCCAACGCCACGGCGGGUACGUGGUGCUUUCGUAGAAAUGAGACUUGCACACAAAAAAAUAUCUGUCCUACCAAGCGUGCGUGUAGUUGUAUCUGUCCACCGUGCUCAAGCUGCUGUCUCGUUUUAUAUUUGUAUGGAGAUUCUGUACUUUUGAGGCCACUUGCCUUGCUGGGAUCGUGUUGUGCUGUGACAAUUCUACAAUGGCAACUUGUAGUGUGUGUCCAUUGGCAUGAUAUGCAUAAGUCAUGGAAUUAAUUCCUUGUGGCUUUUAGAGUGUUAUACUGUAGGCAUCCGUAAAGGAUCCGUAAGGGAUCCGUAAAGGAUGCCUACAUGGAUGCCUAAAGGAUGCCUACAUCAUCAGAGGGAGCUCUGGAAAAGUUGUCUUAAUGGAUUUUUUGGCCUAUUAUUCCAUGCUAAAUGGUGUUUAUCUCCAACAACUAAGAAAACUGGACAAGCAUUGUAGCAUUGAAUGCUGUUUUCAAGUCCACAUUUUUACAGAUUUUUGUUUGUCUGCGCUCAUCCACAACAUUUGCUGGCCAUUGCAAAUGCGACAGUAUUCAUGGUGCUGUAAGUCAUAUCAAUAAAUCCUGAAAAUCA